AUGACGACUGUCCCCUCUCUAAACAAUUUGUGGGACCAGCUGUUUGUAAAGCAGAAUAACAUGAAAGUGCCGGAACGCGAAGUUCUGACCAAGGACAGUGUGUAUUUUAGGAGGAGGCCGGAUCCAGAAGUGUUGGAGCACACGUUGGUCGAACUCGACACGAGCCUGAGGAACUAUUUCCUUCUUUACAACAGAGAAAGAGAAUUCAGGAAGAAAUCCGAGGAAAAUUGCUAUAGAUUAGAACAGGAGCUUCUGAAUUAUAAACAAAAGCUGGAAGAGUCAAACAACAGAUUUCAUUGCUUAGAAAGGAAACUAAAGUCGAUGGUAGACCAACCCCUUAAAUUGAAGGAAACACUAGAUAGAAUUGACCUUUUAUAUAACCAGAUGGAUACACUUAUACAAGCCUUUGUAGGAAUUGGCAGUUGCGCGGUUAUUCAGGGAUACAGUCGUGUCGCCUUUAUUAAGCUAUGCUUAGAGUAUCUUUUCCCUUGUAGGGAGCUGGAUGUCAGACUCAAUACUCUCUACAAUGCACUUUACGGUGUUGUCACUCAAUAUGACGGUAUUGAACUAACGAUGAACGAGGUGAUGAAGCCAAUGACAAACACCGUUCCUGAAAAGGCGACUUUAACAGGAUUAUCAGUGAAGGUUCAUAGGCUAAUGCUGAUGUGUGAUUUACCCAGCACCGACAUCAAAACUUUUAGCGUAUUCUUCAGGUACGAUAACGAAGAUAAGGCCCUUUGGGAUAAUGAGAAAUCCAGAUGCGCCACCUUACAGGUCAAACCCAUGGAUAACGCUUCCAAGGUUUACGAGUUCAACUACUUGUUGGAGAACCCUAAACUUCCUCCAAAGGUGCCAAAUGUGGUUCCAAAGCUAGUAUUGGAUGUGUACGCUGAUAACUUCUUCGUUGGGAGUGCUGAAGUCGGCUUGAUUUCAGAUAAAACUCUAAAGCCUUACGAGCUUUGGAAGGUGCUGGACUCCAACGGGGUGAGCUGCGGAGACUUGGUCGUAACUGUCCUUCCAAUGCCUAACAACGCUAAGCUUCCCGCUGUAAAUUUUGCAUCAAAACCCGAUGAAUUGACAAGGGCUGAAAGUAUGCCUUUCUCAAAUGCUGUGCCCAAUACCAGUGGUACAGGUUUUGAUAAGGUUGUUGAACCUUUGAAAAAGGUACCUACUAAAGUUGAGACUGAGGUAAAUGUCCAAGAAACAACGAAUUUGGAAGAACCUAGCAACAAGGGUAAGUCGUUUGAGCCAAAGAGUAAUCGUACAAUUAGGAAGCCCCUCUUCAAUCCUAAAACUUCGUCCAUUUCAAAAGGGCUAAACACUAAUUUAACAAAAGUUCAACAAAAAACACAAGCUACCGAUAAGGAGGAAGAAUCUAAGCCAGAAGAAACUCGUAAGAAAGAGAAUAAACCCAGCAACGUUUCAAAGCUGAGUUUACUGUUUUCUGGAAAGAAGCAGCUUUCUCUCAAUCAUGACGAUUCAAAAACCGAGUCUAAUGACGCCUCUAAUUCCAAUGACUUAAAUGUAGAUGGUGCAAAACCAGAUACAGUUGAAAAUGAUGAAAAUGUUGUUAGGACCGGAAGCUCUGAAAAGGUUGAUAAAAAGGAGAAGCCUUCAUUUAAGGAACUAAUUGUAAAAAAGCUCAGCACAAGAAUUUUAUCAAAGGACUCAAUGACUGAAAAGAGUCAUCAAAAUUUUGCCCAGUUAGAACGCAAAAAAUCCGGUUUGAUCAAACUAAAUUCUUAUGAAACAUCUCCAACAGUUGAGUUGGAAAAGGACCAGAAACAGGAUGAUAACAAAGGUUCUGUUGAAAACUCUAAAGAAACUUUAUUGAAUGAAAAAGUUGAUGCCCCGAUGAAUAACCUACCCAAACAAGCCACCACCAGUUUUGAUCCAAAACCUAGUGAUUCAGACUUGUUAGCAAAGCCUCCAGUAACACCUCCUCCUACCAAGCUUGUUCCUAAAGUUCAGCCAGUAAGUGUUCCAGAAAUGAAUGAAAAACUGCCAGAAAAACCACUUGUGCCCUUAGUUAUUGCCCCCAAGUUACUAAAGAAGCCGUUCCCACCCAAAAAACUUUAA
Molecule: messenger RNA, 2079 nt
Organism: Theileria annulata
Lineage: Eukaryota; Apicomplexa; Aconoidasida; Piroplasmida; Theileriidae
Exons: 1
Coding region: 1-2079 (692 amino acids)
Source: RefSeq, a predicted model, not a curated record